Molecule: messenger RNA, 990 nt
Organism: Spizellomyces punctatus DAOM BR117
Lineage: Eukaryota; Fungi; Chytridiomycota; Chytridiomycetes; Spizellomycetales; Spizellomycetaceae
Exons: 1
Coding region: 109-504 (131 amino acids)
Source: RefSeq, a predicted model, not a curated record
AAAAAAAAAAAAAGGAAUUGGGAGACCAUUGGCAUCCAAAUGAUGAAAGAACAACUCGACCUUUAUUUCUUUUUUUCUGUUUUUCUUUUUUGAAAAAUAGCAAUUAACAUGUACACUUUUGACAUUACGCCAUCACGACAUAUAUUCUACAACACAGAACUAUGGAAAGCCAAGUUUCAUACGAAUAAUGCUACUCCAUUGUCCGGCAAGUUCACUGAUUUUUCCAUAACCACCUCCGCCACAUGCUUGAGGGUUCUUGGCAGGCGUACCAACCUAGCCACUGCGGUUGUCGUCCACAGGCAACCAUUAACUGCUCAAAGGUUUUUUGUGUCAGACCCGCAGCGUAGCAUUCGCAGUCAUCGUAGGAGCCACUACUGGCGGCAAGAAACUACCGCCAACAACAGGCGGCAUCAAGGGCCCAGACACCUCUUGUGUCGGCUCCGGUUCAGUCACCCACGUCGCAACGAGCGGUCCAGUUGGAUCCGGUCCGCUUGUUUCGAAUAGGUCGGUUGGAAGAGGAAUGGCCGGUGGUUCCACUGGGUUUGGUAUGCCAGGAAUGGGAAUGGGAAGAGGGAGUAUAACCGGGUCGAUUGGAAUCGUCUCGGGGACAUUUUCGUCUGGUGCGAUGGUGGAUGUUGUUGCAGCGGUUUGUGUACUAGUACUGUACAAUGUAGAGUUAACGGUGAUAGAUGUGCUGUUGAGAGAGGAAGUGGUGGAGGAGAGUGUCGAGGAGAGUGUUGGCAAGGUAUUGUUGUCAGAUAUGGGUAUCGCCAACGCUUUCCUCAUCAAACACACUCCAACCACUGUGAAGAGCAAAAAUGAACCUUGCCAGGAAAUCAUUGUGAACAGAGAUGAACGGAUUAGCGAGCGAAGGACAUUUACCUGACAACCUUCUCCAUGGUUUAUAGCCUCCGCCAAGAAAAAAUCCCAACACAAAACAGCCACGAGGGUUAUCAUGAUCCCCUGUUGUUUGUAGUGCCCUGGCGGGGC